Solanum verrucosum is the source of this 1080-nucleotide messenger RNA. RefSeq names its product 2-hydroxyisoflavanone dehydratase-like. Gene Ontology annotation, molecular function: hydrolase activity. The record is from RefSeq and is a predicted model, not a curated record. The coding region runs from base 10 to 966 and encodes 318 amino acids. The transcript has a single exon. NCBI's taxonomy places the organism in Eukaryota, Viridiplantae, Streptophyta, Magnoliopsida, Solanales, Solanaceae.
AUAACUCAAAUGGCACUACAUUUCACUCAUCUUCAUUUUCCUUUAUUAUUUCUAAUAAUUACUAUCUGCCUAUGUAUAUCUUCAACCUUUGCUGUAAAACCCCAGAAUUUUUAUCCAUUUUUCAAAGUUGAUGCUGAUGGAAUUAUUCACAGGUAUCAACACAUCAAGUUAGUCCCUCCAUCAAACAAUCCCAAAACUGGGGUUCAAUCCAAAGACGUUACAAUUUUGCCCCAAAAAAACGUAUCAGCACGACUUUACCUUCCUAAAAUCAGUCGAAAAAACCAAAAAUUUCCUCUGCUUUUUUACAUCCACGGAGGCGGCUUCUGUACUCAAUCAGCAUUUUCUUCCAUGUACGAUAGUUACCUCCACAAGCUAACCUCUGAGGCUAAUGUAAUCAUCGUAUCAAUCGAUUACAGAUUAGCCCCAGAGCAUCUAAUCCCCGCGUGUUACGAUGAUUCAUGGGCUGUCCUGAAUUGGGCUGCACAAGGAACAGAGCCCUGGCUUAAAAUACACGCCAAUUUUUCGCGUGUUUUCUUAGCUGGUGAUAGUGCUGGUGCUAAUAUUGCACACAACUUAAUGGUUCGGGCAAGUGAGGAAAGCCAUUUUGUCGCGUCAUUAGUAGGAAUGGCACUGAUUGAUCCUUAUUUCGGUAAUGGUAAGCCUGAUUCACUAUGGACGUAUUUAUGUCCCAAAAGUAAUGGGAUUAAUGAUUCGAGAUUCAAUCCGGCAGCUCAUAGGAGUAUGCUGUCGGAAUUGAAAUGCUCGAAGGUUUUAGUUUGUACUGCUGGCAAAGAUUUUUUGAGAGACAGGGCUUGGACUUAUUAUGAGACUUUGAAGAAAAGUGGGUGGAAAGGUCAAUUGGGGAUAAAGGAGAUAGAAGGGGAGGGACAUGUCUUCCAUUUAUUUAACCAAACUUCUGAGAAAGCUAAGGUCUUGAUGAAAUCCAUAGUCCACUUCUUAGCCUAGCGCCAAAUUCAGAAUCUAGAGUUAGUAAGUUCAAAAUGAGAAUAAAUUUACCCUUGUUUGUGUAUCAUGAAACGUAAUAUAAUGCAGUGUAUUGUCAUGUGUUGGGAUACCAAA